Messenger RNA from Durusdinium trenchii, 777 nucleotides. Lineage: Eukaryota; Dinophyceae; Suessiales; Symbiodiniaceae. The record is from the annotation of a GenBank genome assembly.
AUGGUGAGAGGCUGUGUACACGAGCGAUGCACAGGCUGGGAUGACUUGCACACCUAUGUGGUUCGUGAGCUGGAGAUGAGUGCGGGUGAAAGGGGCUGUGCUUUGUCGCAUAUCCGAGCGUGGCGCCGGUGUGUCGACAAGCGUCAGCCCUUGCUCGUCAUAGAGGACGACGCGGUACCAACGAAGGACUUUACGGAGGUCUUGAAGCAAGCAUUGACAAGCUUGCCAAGAGAUGCGGACGUGCUGUAUCUGGGCUAUUCUCAGGCUGCAGAGUGGCGGAGGCAAAGCUCCCACCUGGCAGAGGCGGAGUACGUUUGGACCACCGUCGCGUACAUGGUUUGGCCAGAAGGUGCUCGAAAGCUUCUGUCCAAGCUCCCAGUGAACCAGCCAGUGGACAACUUUAUGGCCACACUUUGCGCAGAUGGAGACAUCAAGGCGUACUGCACACUCCCGAAGAUUGUGCACCAAGCCGAUGGCUGGAAUGUCAAGUCCGAUGUGGGCCAUUCAGACGAGGCUCCAGCACCCGGUGUGGUGACAUCUGAUGUCUUUCACACUGACGACAAGUACUGGGGCUGCGGCCCAGCCAAUCCGCACUUCGUGUGUAGCUUCGGCUUUGGGUCCUCGGACAUCGUCAAGUCGGAUGACCGCUACUGGGGGUAGAAGAGCUUGUGCCCUACAACUGGGGUGUUGAGGGCCUCUGCCCACAGCCACGCGCCGUAGAGCCUUUUGGUUGCUCACUUUCUUACGGAGCUAUUGAAACAUAUUGGCAUCUAGGGC